AUGAGCAGCCAAUUUCAUUUUCAUCAUCAUCAUCAUCAUCAUCAUCAUCAUCAUCAUCAUCAUCAUCAGUCGGCUGCAUAGCAGGCGGACACAAGCUUUUCCCAUUCUCUCCUGUCUUGUACUUUUCUCCGAAUCUCAAGCGGGGGAGAGCAGAAAAUCCGGGGAGACUAAUCUUCCAAUGUAUUCAGGGUACAGCAGGCGCUGACAACCUUGUUUGCAGCGGCCAUGCGAUGGGGAGUACAGAGCGUAGAUGUUGAGUGGCUCGUUGGUGGGUUUCCGUAGGAUGUGUCCGACCCAUCUGAGUUGUCGUUUUUGGAUGGUCUGAGUGCACCUUGGUGGCUGAUGUUGUACAAAGUGGUACAUUAUUUUUCUAAUCGUAACCUCAUAAUGUUGUCAGGAAAUGAACAACAUAAUUUUUAGGAAAUUUAUAUUAACAACGAAACACGCUAAGUUGGUUGCAAUUAUAGUCUAUGCAGGCAGGAAGGAAAAUACAUUUUCAUUGAUAGGGGCCUACAUGGCCACCAGGGUAAUUUGAUACAGCAAUUGUUAAUCAGCGAGUGUGGAAAAUAGCCUAAUGUGUGUAAACGUAAAUUGCAUGAUUAUCUGCACUUUAUAAUUUAAAACUAUUUUUUAUGUGAUUCUAUCCUAAUUCAUAGUAUUUUUGACGCCUGAACUGGUAAAAAGCCCGUUUCGAAAAUCGGCGCGGACUGGAAUUAGCAGGCUUUUAGUAUUUUUGAAGAGGUGUGUGGUAUCAAGGUAAAAUCCUCCCUUCAUGUUGUUUGAAACUUAAACCCGUUAAUUGCCAUACCUGUCAAGGCGUAUUUAAAAACCAGAUAUGUUUUUAUUGUCAAUAGUAGUAUUGGUUUUAAAAGCAGUCAUUUUUGUUUCCAAAGGCAGUUAUAAAGGUGACCCGAUAGGUUGGGGUGAGUGGAAAGCUUUGUGAUUGGGAGUUUCAAAACACAGUCGACAUGAUAGCGCAGUUUAUUUACCUUUAGGGAAGUUAUUAUUUUAUUUUAGAGAGACUAUUUUGGGGCGUAUUUUUGUGUUGUUGUUUUUUGUUGAUAACCAAUUAAAAUGCCUUUGUGGGCCUGUUGCCGAUUGACAAAAAAAACAUUCAGUUCUUUGCUUGUGUUUUUUUCCCCUUCACAUUGCACUGACUCGCUCCAACCGAUCCAUUUAUCGCUGGCUCCUUUCGAACUAAUGGUGGCGCUAUUUUCGGCAUUCACAUUUCGCAGGAAUUUAUUUUCAGUCUGCUCUGCUGGAGAUAAUGGCAUUGCAUACAAAAAAGGCAAACAUUGGCAGAAAAUAUUCCAGUAAUUCAUCCUUUCACCGAUUGCUGGCAUUAUUAGCUGUGUCUGCAGUUUCUUUAAUGACAAGAUUGUACAAACUGAACGAACCUGAACAUGUUUGUUGGGAUGAGACACACUUUGGUAAAAUGGCAAGUUACUACAUCAACAGGACGUUCUUCUUUGAUGUCCAUCCACCACUUGGAAAGAUGCUGAUCGGUCUGUCUGGCGCCUUGUCUGGAUACGAUGGCAGGUUUACAUUUGAGAACCCAGGACAAGAAUACAAUGAUGCAAACUACAUGGGAAUGAGAGCUUUUUGUGCCAUACUAGGUUCAGCAGUGGCUCCUCUAUCCUUCCUUACAGUGGUGGAGUUAACUCAGUCCAUCCAAGCUGGAAUCAUGGCAGCGUCUUUGAUUAUAUUUGAUACUGGUUGCCUGACAUUGUCCCAGUACAUCCUUCUGGAUCCCAUCUUACUGUUCUUCAUUAUGACGUCUACCUACUGCUUGGUGAUGUUUCUUCAUUCCCAGUCUUCCACACCUUUCAAGCUAGCCUGGUGGCUCUGGAUGGCAGCUACAGGCAUCUCAUUGGCGUGUGCAUUCAGUGUUAAAUUUGUUGGUCUAUUUGUGAUUCUCCUCGCUGGAGUGAUGACUAUGAAGGAUUUGUGGAGGUUACUUGGAGAUCUUUCCCUCUCAAAGACAACUCUCUUUUACCAUCUUCUCUCCAGAGCAUCUUGCCUGAUCUUCCUCCCAAUGCUGAUCUACCUUAUUGGUUUUGCAGUGCAUUUAAAGGUGCUUAACCAAAGUGGGAAUGGAGACGCACAUUUCAGUUCCUACUUCCAAUCCAGUCUUCUUGGCAACAGUCUCUACAAUGCAUCAAUGCCCAAAGAUAUUGCAUAUGGCUCCAUUAUAACCUUGAGGAAUCACCGUGUAGGAGGUGGACUUCUUCACUCCCAUCCUCAUCUCUAUCCAGAAGAAUUAGGACCCAAACAACAACAGAUCACAACUUAUUCCCACAAAGAUGAGAAUAACCAGUGGCUUGUUAAGAGAUCUGAUGUUGAGCUCAAUCCAGCCCGACCAGUACAGUUUGUCACCCAUGGGGAUUUUGUACGCUUAGAACACAUCAGAACUGGUAGGAAUCUGCACAGCCAUGCUGAACCGGCUCCUAUAUCCAGGGAUCAUUACCAGGUGUCUGCCUAUGGCAUUAAUGGUACAGGUGACAUGAAUGAUAUAUGGAGGGUUGAGAUGGUCAGACAGACAGUCGGAUCAAGGGUUAGGACUGUCUUCUCUCAGAUCAAACUCAUCCAUUACAGGACAGAAUGUGUACUCUAUACUUCUGGUAAACAACUCCCUAAAUGGGGAUGGGAACAGCAAGAGGUAACGUGUAAUCCCGAUCCAAGAGAUUCUAACGAUCUAUGGAAUGUGGAAGAUCAUACUAACCCAAGAUUGCCCAACAUCAGUUUUGAGGUCCUCUCCCCAUCUUUUUGGGAGAAAUUUAUAGAGUCCCAUGUGGUGAUGCUAAAGGGCAAUAGUCAACUCAAGCCUAAGGUAGGGGAGGUGACGUCCCGACCUUGGCAAUGGCCAUUUAACUACAGGGGACAGUGGUUCUCUGGGGGUCAUAAAUCCCCCCUGGGUAUCUAUCUACUUGGCAACCCAAUUGUUUUCAUUGGCAACCUGGCUUGCCUCGUGGUGUUUCUCCUUCUGUAUGGACUCUGGUUGCUGAGUGAAAAGAAGGGAUGUACAGUGACGCCAGCAUUGCGAGUGAGAUGCCAGAAGACUUUCAGUAUAUGCGAGUUAUUCUUCCUGGGAUGGCUCCUCCACUAUGCUCCAUUUUACAUCAUGGGGAGGGUCCUGUACUUCCAUCACUACUUCCCUGCUAUGCUCUUCAACAGCAUGCUCUCAGGAGUGGUGUUAGAUUUUAUCCUCCAGUCUGUUGGGGCUUACUUCCCAUCAAAGACAAAACUCAGUGUCUACAACAGCAGCAUUGUUGUUGUGCUCUCUAUUGUUAUUCACAGUUUCUACCUGUUUCACCCUCUAUCCUAUGGGAUAACACACUCAUCAGGCAAUGCAACAAGCAACAUGGAUGGUCUUCAUUGGAUGGACUCCUGGGAGUUUUGACCUUGCUUGCAGGUGAUCAAUGGUAUAUCUCCUGAAUAAUAUUUGGUAUUAAUUUGGGACAUUAUUGCAGUCUGGGCCUUGCUGCUUAAGCAGGAAAUAUUGACAAACAAUUUUCUGCUAAGCAGAAAUGAGCAGGAUACCAGUCACAAAUUGUA
Asterias rubens (European starfish) is the source of this 3555-nucleotide messenger RNA. Its product is annotated as protein O-mannosyl-transferase 2-like. Gene Ontology annotation, biological process: protein O-linked glycosylation via mannose. NCBI's taxonomy places the organism in Eukaryota, Metazoa, Echinodermata, Asteroidea, Forcipulatida, Asteriidae. Gene Ontology annotation, cellular component: membrane; endoplasmic reticulum. The record is from RefSeq and is a predicted model, not a curated record. The transcript is spliced from 19 exons. Bases 1268 to 3400 code for a protein of 710 amino acids. Gene Ontology annotation, molecular function: dolichyl-phosphate-mannose-protein mannosyltransferase activity.